Messenger RNA from Guillardia theta CCMP2712, 594 nucleotides. RefSeq lists its product as hypothetical. Lineage: Eukaryota; Cryptophyceae; Pyrenomonadales; Geminigeraceae. The record is from RefSeq and is a predicted model, not a curated record. The transcript has a single exon. The coding region runs from base 1 to 594 and encodes 197 amino acids.
AUGCGAUCCCGUCGAGUCGCGUUCGCCGAUGAGAAGAUGAAGUCAAGAGACAGCGAUGACGGCUACGACUCUAUGGGCAGUGACGACCUGGACAUGCUGGAUGUCGAGAUACGGGAUGAGGAGCUGGAUAUCAUCCGUGAUAUGAACAAGGGUGACCUCGUCAGCUUCUGCAAGAGCUGCACCCCUUUCGCCAUCUUCGAGGCCGUUGUGAGGCUGAAGUGUGUGGAGGAGAGCGAGAAGGCGGGCUUCGGCGUCUAUGUCUGCGGCGCGACCUCGAUAUUCCAUUGCCGUGUCUGCAACAUGAUCACGACCUGUAAGUGCUGCAGCCAGAGGGGGUGCUGCUUGAUGUGUGGCAGCGACGACUCUGAGCUCAUCGGUGUGAAGCUAGGCAAUCCCUCCUCGGUUCAGUGCUACGUUCACGACAUCGACUGCGCAGAGGCGAGGCGCAAGGCCAUGGUGCUCAACGACAAGUCGGAUGAUUGCAAUCUGCUCUUUGACAAUGCAAGGGAUCGUGUGAGCUUCUCGCGGAGUGUGGAACGCAGCGCCAUGAGGUAUGGUUUCGACAAGUAUAUCGCCAUCGAGCGCAUGCUGUAG